AUGUACGUGGCAUGUGCUAGAGUGACCACCUGCUGGAUUGUUGGGUUGGGGUCAAACUGGGUCAACGUACUUGAAGUUGAGAUGCCCGUCACUGAUGAGGGUGGUGACGGGUUUGGAGGAGCAAUGACGGGUUGCCGCAGGGGUCUGCCGGGUUGUUGUACGCAGAAUAUUUGGAAUGUGUCCGCACCCUGCUUCUGCUUGUACACCUCAUCACAGAUGUACGUGGCAUGUGCGAGAGUGACCACCUGCUGGAUUGUUGGGUUGGAUUCAAACUGGGUCAACGUACUUGAAGUUGAGAUGCCUGUCACUGAUGAGGGUGGUGACAGGUUUGGAGGAGCAAUGACGGGUUGCCGCGGGGGUCUGCCGGGUUGUUGUACGCAGUGCAUUGGAUAUGAAAGGUGGUGCUUUGAUCUUCCGAAAACAAUGAAAGGAUGGAAGUUAAACGGCAAUACAACAGAAGUGCAAAUUCUUGGAGCAUCCCCAGCGACUCGACCGGAAGCUGUGCAAUAUUGGGUCAUCUCGUAUCUGGCCCUCAACAUAUUUUGGCUCAUCAGCAUCGUACCUCUAAUAAUGGGAAUAGCCAGCAGAAAAUCCGUCAUGCUCCUGCCCUGGAUAUUCGUGACCAGCGCGGUGUGCGCGGCAGAUGUCGCUGCUACUGCAGUGUUCGCCUCUGACCUGGCGCGACCCAUUCGCAACUACAACCAGAACCUGCGCACGAGCUCGGAGCCGUUUUUCGGGAACCGACUGGCGGCAGCCAUGUUCCUUCCACUCGUGUUUGCGCGCGGGGUCACGUUUUGGGUGGGCAAUGUUUUGUGCGUUUGUGCUGUGUGGAAGGUGGUGCAGAGAGUGAAGCAAGGCAAGCCACUGACAGACGCUGAUAGACUGGCUGCUACUUUUGCUGUGGACGACAAAAGAUCUUCGUCAUACAGUCGACGAGUCCUGGAGAUGCAGGCGAGACCCUCGUCAGCGACGAUGCUGAACUCGACACCGUCGAGCAACGACCCGCGGGCAAACACAAAAUCCCAGCAGGUGUACUUGAGCAGCUUCAAUCAAAAUAGGUACCGAUCAAGUACCCUUGCAAAUUAUGAGGACGCCUCCACGUUGCGGGCUUCGGAAAAAGCCCUGAUUAAGCUCAAGAAUCGUAGAAGCAUGCCGCCAUGCAGCGAGAUCGUCAUCAACGUGGACCCCCAGCAGUCGACACUGACGACGGGGCGAUCCAGGCUGUCGAAUGCGGCGGUUUCCACCCCUAACCUGGUGGACGCCACCAAAGAGUUUGACUUCCGGCGUUACGGAGGAAGCACCGGGACCAUGAUCCGGCAUCCGGAUGAUCCGCUGCCAACUAUUCAAAGACAACGUCGAAUGUCAGAUUCAUCAUCCUGCGGCUCCCACUAUUCCCUAGAUCGUCGCGGCUUCUCCACCAAACGAAUCCACCGAGUGGCGGACACCACCUACAACUCACCUCCAACGUUGUUCUCCAGCAUACCGCCAACUACCACCAUCACAACCGCCGCCGAGGCAACCAAUAAUUCCCCGCUUCGAGACACCCAAGUAUUCAAACCCUUCCCAUCGUCCAACGGCAUCCCAGGCUACUCCCUGUGGUCUCCUGACGAACCCGUGAACCUCUCCGGCUUCAUGCGAGCAGACGCUUCUCAUCUUCACCACCAAAUCACAUCAGCAUCAUCACCACUGCAACAAGACAUGAUCAUCAGUCUCUACACUCCUCCGUGGGACGCACUGCGAGGCUCUCGAACCUUUUCCGUGUCCACCGACAUCUCGAACCUGUACGAAGAGAUACCCGGUGAAGACUGGGUGCUUCCCAGCGGCAGAAGAAUGCGUCAUUACUCGAACGAAGACUUGCCUGGUUACUUGGAAGGUGUCGGGCAUCGACGAGAGAUGACGAAUAACAAAGACUCUUCUUUGUUGCUGGCUGACACGGGUAUUCUUCCGUCGAUGGUCUUGACGGAAGAGCAGGAAGAUGUCGUGAAUAACUCGAGGAACAGAACCCUGAGCAGGAUCGAGGAGUACUCGGAUGGAGACGAAGUGUGAACAAACAGAUGAUGUGUGCUUUUCUUUUUUAUUUAUUGCGGGGAGAAAAAAGGAGCUGUAUCAUCGCAAUCAAUGUGCCUGUAUUUUUGUUUUGUAUUCGGAUAUCCGACAAAAUGCCAUGCGUAUGUUACGUGGAGGUAUAAACGUGAGAAAUAGAUUCAAUGUUUGAGAUCUUGAGUGUGGAACAUA
Molecule: messenger RNA, 2235 nt
Organism: Notodromas monacha
Lineage: Eukaryota; Metazoa; Arthropoda; Ostracoda; Podocopida; Cyprididae
Source: the annotation of a GenBank genome assembly